GCAAGAAGCAAGCACGCGAAGCAAAAAGCACAAAGCGAAGCAACCAGCCGCACCCGUUGGUUGCGUGGCCGCGCUCGUGUUCGAUACUCUCUCUCUCUCUCGCUCGCUUCUGCCUUCUUUCUCUCUUCGGUUGCUCGUCAGCCCUCACACACAGACACACACAUACACCUCGUCAUCAGCCUUCGAUCGAUCAAGCUGUUCUUCUCACCCCCUGCUCUCUCUCCCUCUCUCCCGCGCCGUAUUUCGUUCAUUCUUAAGUGUGAUCCUGAUCAAGACGAUCACCCCCCCGUCAACAACACACACGCACACACACACACGCACGCACGCACAUACGCGCACGACGCAAACGAAAAGCAACCACAACAACACCGCCGACGGUUGUCACCAACCAAGUUCCCCCCGAGUGAGCGAGCAAGCAAGCAAGCAAGCAAAAGCAAUCAACCAAGCAAAGCGAGCAGCAACCUCUCGUUGUUGCUUCUUGACUGUCACGAACACCCCUCUCCCUCCCUUCAACCGACGCACGCUUUUCUCUCGCUCUCAUUUUCCCCACCAACCCAGACCAAACCAGACCAAACCAGCAACCAUGUCAACGAGUCUGUCAUCGAUGGACCACCAUCACCUGCAGGCGUGUCAAGAAGACAUGUCGAAUCUCGUGAUGUCCGCCACAUCAUCGUCGUCUAGCCUCGUGGCUAGCGACGGUUCCACGUCCCCCUCAUCCCAGGAGGAGGCCCCAGCAACAGCCACAGCAACGACACAGCAAGACGCGCCCGCGGAUAGCGGUGUCGCAGCCACCACCACCACCACCACAGCAACAGCAGCCACGUCGUCCUCGGUCAAGGAGGCCGUCGUCGCCUCGUCCGCAACAGCAGCCGUCUCGGAUGUUGAGGACAACGAUGACGCCGACGACGAUGGCGACGAUGCAAAACAGAAGAAGCAGCAGCAGCAAGACAGCGAUGAGCAGGAGCCACACUCGUGCAGCUGCUACAGAAGCGUAGACCGCGCUCCGCCCAAUGCCAUCUUCAAGCUGCAGGACGAGUACACCCAGGAUGAGCACGAGAACAAGAGCAACCUCGUCCUUGGAGUCGCUGUGAACGACGACGGUUCGCUGGUGUACUUUGAUGCUGUUCGCAGCAUUGAGAAGGAGAUUUACGAGGACACGCAGAGCGGCAAAAUCUCCCACGGCUACCCGCCCAUUGGCGGCCUUGCUGAGCUCUCCCAGUACGCGGCCGAGCUCGUCCUUGGCGAGAACCACACCUUCAUCAGAGAUCACAAGGUUGGCGGCGUGCAAGCGCUGUCUGGCACGGGUUCUCUGCGCCUUGUUGGUGAGUUUCUGCAUCAAUAUCACCGCCAGAACAGCAGCGUGUACCUGUCGGACCCGACGUGGGCCAACCACAAGGCCAUCUUCACCGAGGCGGGCUUUGGCGGCGCCAUCAAGUCGUACCGCUACUACAACAGGGACACCCGCGGCCUCGACUUUGACGGCCUCAUGGAGGACCUCGAGAACGCGAACGACGGUGACAUUGUUGUGCUGCACGCGUGCGCGCACAACCCGACUGGCGUGGACCCGACGCUUGAGCAGUGGACGGCGAUUGCUGCGCUCUGCCAGCGCAAGCAGCUCAUGCCUGUCUUUGACUGCGCCUACCUCGGGUUUGCGUCCGGCGACAUUGACAAGGACGCCGAGGGCAUGCGCCACUUUGCCAACACGGGCGUCGAGUUUUUCGUGUGCGUGAGCUUCUCCAAGAACUUUGGCAUCUACGGCCAGCGCUGCGGGUCUGCCCUGUUUGUGUCUGAGGACAACGAGGCGACGGCCAACGUGGUGUCGCAGCUCAAGCGGCUGUCGCGGCCCAUGUGGUCCGUGCCGCCCCUCCACGGCGCCCGCAUUGUCACGGGCGUCCUCGGCAACCCGGAGCGCAAGGCCCGCUGGCGCAAGGAGGUGGCAGACCUCGCCGAGCGCAUCAAGGACAUUCGCCAGCGGCUGCGCGCAGAGCUGGAGGAGUGCACCAAGGACGUGGCGCCCAAGGGCUACUGGGACCACAUCACCAACCAGCGCGGCAUGUUCACCUUCUCUGGCCUGCGCGAGCGCCAGUGCGAGUUUUUGAAGACGGAGCACAACAUCUACAUGCUUCCCAGUGGUCGCAUCAACAUCUGCGGUGUGUCGUCCUCCAAACUCAGCCGCAUUGCGUCAGCCAUUGCAGACGCAUACUGCAAGGAGAACUAAGGGAUCAAAACGAACCCCAAGACAACAACUCCCCACACAAGGCACUCGCUGGUGGGGCAACAGGAGCAGUAGGUGCACGCUUGUACACGUGCGCUCGCUCGUGCUUGUGCGGCUGGCUCUACUGUCGCCACCUCCACGACUGUGCUCUUUUUCUUGAUGUUGUUGGGGUUUUAGUGUUGUUGUUCUCUUGCAGUCUUCUCUCCCCCACCUCUCCUCUGGGAAGGACGCACCACUGCUGAUAUCCCACGUGGCGUAGCUGUUGUCGUUUCGGCGCUGCUGCUGCUGCUGCGCGUCGUUAAUGAUAAUGGCUAGGCCACACCUUUUUUUGAUGCUCGAUCCUUUCUCUGUUGCUCUUUUUUUUUUCCGUCUUCAUCUCUCUUUCGCUCGCGCUCGCUCUUGCCUGUAUGCUGUCGAUUACCGCUUUGCCCUUGGUGGCUUUGCUCUAUGUUGCUAGCCCCCUCCCCUCUACCCCUUUUAAUCUCUCGCUUUUAUCCCUCGUCUAUUACUUCUUUUGUCUCCGGGUUGGUUGUCAUCCUGUGUUUCCUGCUUCGUGUAUGGCUAUGUGUGUUUGUAUUUCCUAACAAAAACGCCCCCCUGACACCUCCCUAGUUGACCCCCCCUUGCAUCCUUGCCUUACCCUCACGACGACGUGCGUGGUGGAAGUUGGGUUGUGGUGUGCUGUUGGAAGAUUGUGUGGGUGAGUGUGUGCGUGUUGCUUGAUUGCGCACUCGCAUGUGUGAUGGGUGUUUACGUGCUUGCUCAGACAACCUCACUCUCUUUUUUUGUCCUGAAUGGUUGCCUGGGCCAUGCUCGUGUGCACCUCCCCCCACCUUCCCUUGCUUGCAUGCACCGAGCACACUUCCUUCUUCCUCCACGUCACCUGUCUGUUCAUGCCUUGCGCAUGCGUGCCUUGUUUGCAUUGUUUGCCGUUUUGCAUGUGUUUGCCCACUACCACGGUGUUGGGGCGGCGCAGAACAAGUACACAAUGCAAAAGAACAACAA
Molecule: messenger RNA, 3220 nt
Organism: Salpingoeca rosetta
Lineage: Eukaryota; Choanoflagellata; Craspedida; Salpingoecidae
Product: glutamic-oxaloacetic transaminase 1
Exons: 6
Coding region: 584-2218 (544 amino acids)
Biological process (GO): L-aspartate catabolic process; biosynthetic process
Cellular component (GO): mitochondrion
Molecular function (GO): L-aspartate:2-oxoglutarate transaminase activity; pyridoxal phosphate binding
Source: RefSeq, a predicted model, not a curated record